AUGACCGACAUCAAAGUUGCCAACUCGCCAAGCGUGUUGUCCGUCCCUACAGAUCCGGAAAAGGAUAUCUCGACGCGCAUUGAUGAAGAAAUUACUGGAAAUGAAUAUGUCGAUCCCAAAAUUGAAAGAUCCUUGGUUCGGAAAUUCGAUCUUUUCAUUCUGCCAAUGUGUGCUCUUGUCUAUUACAGCCAUACACUCGAUCGGGCAAACUUGGGAAACGCGAAAACAAUGGGACUUGAGACAGACCUCGGCCUUGUAGACAACGAAUAUUCACUUGUCCUCAUUCUGUUCUAUAUUCCCUACGGUUUGUGCAAUAUUCCCGCAGCUCUCCUUGCAAAACGUUUCAAUCCUGCUAGAGUCAUUCCCAUUAUGAUGGGGAUUUGGGGAUCGCUCUCCAUGAUCACUGCUUCCACUACAAAUUUUGGCGGUCUUCUAGCAGUGAGAGUUCUCAUUGGCGUGGUCGAAGCCAGUUUCAUGCCUUGCGUGUAUUUGUAUUACUCGCUGUUCUAUACAAGAAAGGAACUUGGUUUGAGGACUGCGGCUUGGGGGUUUACCGGUUUCAUUGCUGGCGCAACAAGCGGUUUGAUUUCAUGGGAUGUUUCUCAGUGGCAUCGGUCUUUGACCGGCUGGCAAUACCUAUUCCUCAUCGAGGGUGGCAUGACCGUCGGCCUCGCCGUCAUAAUCUUCUUCAUCCUACCCCGGGAUACUAACACGAGAUGGUUUACCGACGAAGAGCGACGAGUUGCACAGAUUCGCUUACGUCGUGAAUCCAACUUGGAAGGGGCUGGUCAGAUCUCUUGGAAUGUCGCUUUCCAGGUUGUUCGAAAAUGGCAAGUUUGGGCUUUUGCAGCUAUGGCUUUUCUAUGUGGUGUUGGUGUUGCUAGCGCUUCCAACUUUCUUCCGACCAUGGUCAAGCGAAUCGCGCAAUCUACACCUCAAGGUAACUUGUACACCGUCGGUCCCAACCUUGUCGCCGCGUUUGUACAGAUCGUCUCCGCUUGGUUGUCCGAUCGCUACCAACAACGUGCGUUGGUAUCCUUCUGCACUUUGAUCGUCUCCAUGAUCGGUUUUAUUCUUCUUGCUACUCUCGACCUCGUCCAUCAUACUCACGUGGGAUAUUUCCUUACCUACAUGAUCACCUUCGGUACAUAUAUGCCCGAACUCUUGAUGCCCCUUUGGCUCAGUAGCAAUCUGACCAACGCGUCUUCACGAGCCGUCGCAUUGGGCCUGUUUAUUGGUGGGCAGAAUAUUGGUGGUAUUCUUUCAAGUGCCGUCUUCAGGGCUCAGUACGCACCAGUAUAUGCACCGGCUUUGAUUACCGUGGCGAUCUGUCAGGGGCUUUUGUUGGUAGCAUUGAUUGCUAUGAGACAAUAUUACGUCUUCCAGAACAAGAAAUUGGCCACAGGCGAACUGGCACCGCCCAAGGAAUUGGAGAAUAAUCAUGACUUCAAGUAUGCCAUAUGA
Messenger RNA from Talaromyces amestolkiae, 1464 nucleotides. RefSeq lists its product as uncharacterized. The transcript is spliced from 6 exons. Gene Ontology annotation, cellular component: membrane. The record is from RefSeq and is a predicted model, not a curated record. Gene Ontology annotation, biological process: transmembrane transport. Gene Ontology annotation, molecular function: transmembrane transporter activity. Bases 1 to 1464 code for a protein of 487 amino acids. NCBI's taxonomy places the organism in Eukaryota, Fungi, Ascomycota, Eurotiomycetes, Eurotiales, Trichocomaceae.